GGGAAGUUCAAAUGGCGCAAUCAUAGUACUAUCAAUCAUCGUUACUACUGGUAUUCUGUUGGAAAGGGAUCGCAGAGGUAGUUCGAAAGUUUUUGAUUUUCCACUUGUCAUUCGAAGAGUUAUCAAUAGAAGGUGACAAACCCUUAAAAAAAUUACACCGAUGAAUUUACCAAAAACUCCGAAAACCAAGGUUAGGAUAAUAUCUAAACGAGCUCUGAGCAGACCUAAGUCAUAGUCUUUUUCGUGAGAAGAAGAUCAAAGGAAAUGUAAAAAAAAUGUCUGCUCUAAUUGUAGCAAAGUUCAGAAAACGUUAGUUAUUAGAUUUUGUGAAGAAAGACAGAAGCGAAAUUGAACAUGACUUCUUCACUGACAUAAACUAUAAUAUAAAUUUUAAAAAAUAAACACGUCAAGUUCGUUAAAAGAAUAUCGGAUAAUGACACGUUAUGGAAAAUCACAUUGUUCUGCUCCGGAUAGUCAUAGCAGAGGAAAUUCAUCCUGCGAUAAGAUGCGGUUUCGAAAACGGAAAAAUAUCUUACAUCGUAUACAAUCAAAGAAAUUUCUUAACGUGGCCGAAGUGGUGUAUGGAUUUUUGGGUAAUAUGGCUAUUAUCGAUGCCGAAAGAAGAUUCGAUUAUAAACGCUGCGAAGUCGGUUCUGCUGGUUUAGAAAGGGAUGGACUGAUGCAUAAACAACCUCAAAAGUCACGUCUUUACAAAAAGCGAAUACGUCAUGAUUAUUCUGGCACUGCUUUGCAUACUGGACAUAAAUAUAAGAAAAGAUUGCAAAGAAUUAUUAAUGUUAAAAACGCAUCGAAACCACUGGCAAUUGAUACCCAGAUUUCACCGAGGAAUAAAGAGGCAACUGUACCUAAAAGUUUAUCUUGGAUAUCGCAUAUGAUAACAAGGUUAAAUAAGCCGCCUUUUUUCAUUCAAGUUACCAACGAUUACAUCAAAGCUAGCCUUGGAGCAGCUCUGUCAAAUUUUCAAUCCGCGCGUGGAAAGGAUGACGAAAGUAGAAGCCAAAGGAGGAAAUUGCGAAGGGGGCCUGAAAACUGCAACAGUCUCGACCGGAAAUCGCUUCGUCGUGGAAUUUCACCGUGGUUUACGUCUAAUCGACGACGUAGAAGCGGAGAGAGCGAGGCUGUUGUAACAAAGAAGACGGGGAAGAUUGAUAAGGACAAUCGAGAUAAAGCGUCGAGCCUGGAGACUUCGACUGGAUCGUCAAACAGAUCGGCUUCCUGUAUCGAACGAAACAAGCGCAGUAGAAGAAGCAAAUCACCAUUGAAACGGAAAAAUAUGAAAAGCAGAUUAAAAAACAUGCCGUGACGAUGCCACUAAAGAAAUUAAUUAUUGAUGACGAUGAACUUGCGACUAUGACUGUUGAAAAUGAAUAAAAUAAAGAAAUGUUAUAAUGC
This is a messenger RNA of Cephus cinctus (wheat stem sawfly), 1413 nucleotides long. RefSeq lists its product as uncharacterized. The transcript has 3 exons. The coding region runs from base 434 to 1324 and encodes 296 amino acids. The record is from RefSeq and is a predicted model, not a curated record. NCBI's taxonomy places the organism in Eukaryota, Metazoa, Arthropoda, Insecta, Hymenoptera, Cephidae.